Molecule: messenger RNA, 804 nt
Organism: Heterotrigona itama
Lineage: Eukaryota; Metazoa; Arthropoda; Insecta; Hymenoptera; Apidae
Source: the annotation of a GenBank genome assembly
AUGGGUCGCGGGAAAAGAUUAAAUCCAACCGAAAUACAGGUGAUAUUGAAAUUAAACGAACAACAUUGUUCUGUGACGAAAAUAGCCAAAACAGUUAAUAGAAGUCGUAAAGUGAUCACGAAUUUAUUAAAAGAUCCCGAUAAUUAUGGAAGAAGAAAAAGUUGUGGACGACCGCAGUGUCUAACAGCUCGGGAUAAACGUGCUAUAAUACGUCUAGCGUCAAAUUCAACUUUGACUGCGAGACAAAUUGCAGAAGAAGCUGGAAUUACGACAAAUGUUAGGAAUGUUCGACGUCUUUUAAAGAAUUGCGAACAUCUGGAACGACGAAAAUUGCAACGAAAACCUUGGUCAAAGCAACUAAAGCUGUGCCGUUUGCAAUUUCCAGAGGAACAUGAGCUUGCAUCAGCAUCUAAAUCUAAUUGUAAGUUGUUGGUAUUAUUUGAGGAAGGUUCAAUCUCUGCGGGAGUACGUUCUGAAGGCUCUUCCAAACAGGAUACCAGAACCACAAUUAAGAGUAGUAAAAUCUGUGUAUGAAAAAUAUAAAUUAAAUAUAAUUUACUUACAUGUAAGACGUGUAACAUGUACAUUUCUAAAUGUAACAUUACUUACAUGUAACAUAUAAUUUACUCACGUGUAAAAUAGUAUAUAUAUUAUUAACAAAGAGAACACUAAUUUCUUCUUUUUUUUAUAUAUAUACAGGGCGUUUCAUUUAAUUGGAAACGGUAAGAUAUCUCAAGAAGGAUUAAAAGGGACGUUAUGCGAUGCAAAUUAUUUUUUUGCAGGUCAAGACAAACAACAUUUUAA